AUGACGGUACGCGUCCAAUCCGAAGUUCGAACGGUGGUUCUAUCAGAUGAGGAACGCCAAAAUGGAAAAUACUCUGAUUUUUCCCUCCAACAAGCUCUUGAGGCGAUGCACCAGGAUGGCUUGGUCGUGCUAAAGGGGGUUGUCGAUAUAAAUCACAUCGAAGCUCUGAACCAGCGGAUGAGUGCGGAUGCCGAGAAGAAAAGGGAUGACCCCGAGCAAGUGUACAAUCAUUCAGUGAAAUCAAAUUUCCUACAGAGACCACCUGUCACUGAGCCAAAUCUCUUAUACGAUGAUAUCUACUACAACCCCACCCUGAAAAAAACAAAGCUAAUAGUCUACAUCAGCUAUCUUGGCCACAAACCAAUCUGGAACUGGCUAACAGCCAAUACCGCUCUCGCCAACACGGGAGGAAUGCGCCAGGCAGUCCACAAAGACAAUGCCUUCAUUCAUCCCCAAUACCCAUACUACUUCAUCGCAAACAUACCCCUAUGCUCAACCAGUGUAAAUAACGGUGCCACUGAAUUCUGGCUCGGGUCCCACGCCCACACAUCAAAUCAUGACCAACGCGUCGCCACUAAGCCAGAGGAGAUCACCGCGCAUUAUCUACUUGGAGAACCGCUUCCAGCUGUGACGGAAGAAGCGCAGGAAAUCCGACGAUCGAUUCGUCCUCCUAUCCAGGCGACAUGCUCUGCGGGAGAUAUCAUGAUUCGUGAUAUUAGACUCUGGCAUGCGGGUAUGCCUAAUGAGACUGAUUCUCACCGGAUCAUGCUUGGACUUGGGUAUCAGAACCCUGUUUUUCCUAAUUCUAGCAUGAUGUGUCAUCUGCCUGCCUCACAGCGGAAAUUCUUUGAGAAAGCUCCUGGGAAUUUAGAGGUUCGCGCCAAGUUUUACGAGGAAGAAGAGUUCGAAAGAACGACCUUGGAUUCUGUAUUCAACCUGAGACCAGUCUAUUCAAAGUGA
Messenger RNA from Penicillium odoratum, 960 nucleotides. Its product is annotated as phytanoyl-CoA dioxygenase family protein. Lineage: Eukaryota; Fungi; Ascomycota; Eurotiomycetes; Eurotiales; Aspergillaceae. Bases 1 to 960 code for a protein of 319 amino acids. The transcript has 4 exons. The record is from RefSeq and is a predicted model, not a curated record.